Molecule: messenger RNA, 3180 nt
Organism: Neolamprologus brichardi
Lineage: Eukaryota; Metazoa; Chordata; Actinopteri; Cichliformes; Cichlidae
Product: protein NLRC3-like
Molecular function (GO): protein binding
Source: RefSeq, a predicted model, not a curated record
AUGAGUGAACUGAAGGAACCUGGACCCUCAGACAUAAAUGUGGAGGAGCAGAUGUCCUGCUGUACUUCCUAUCAGGAUUUUAAAAAGGAUCUGGUCUCUACCAGCUGUGGAUGCAGACAGUCCAUCUCCUUGCACCAGUCUGCUUCAUUAGAAGUCUCUUCAGGCAUUCAGAGAAACUAUGAAACAGAUAGUCGUCUGCUGCAGAAGUUGUUAGACGAACAUAAGGCUAAUCUGGGGAGGAGAUGUAAACGUUUGACUGAAGGAACAGGAAGUGGAACCCUAUUUAACAGGAUCUUCACUGAGCUCUACAUCACAGAAGGACAGAGUGAAGAGGUUCAUACCCAACAUGAGGUGUGGCAGCUGGAGACAGUUUCCAUGAACAAGGCCCUCCAUGACACUCCAGUCAGCUGUCAUGACAUUUUUAAAGCCUUGCCUGACCAACAGAGAUGCAUCAGAGUGGUUCUGACAAAUGGCAUUGCCGGCAUUGGAAAAACUUUCUCAGUGCAGAAGUUCACUCUGGACUGGGCAGAAGGUUUGGAGAACCAACGUGUCAGUGUGGUGAUUCUGCUUUCAUUCAGGGAGCUAAACCUGAUCAGAGAUGACCGGUACAGUCUUCUGGACCUGCUCCAUGUUUUCCAUCCAACAUUACAGAAGGUCACAGCAGAGCAGCUCACUGUCUGCAAACCUUUGUUCAUCUUUGAUGGCCUGGAUGAAAGCAGACUUUCAUUGGAUUUCACUAAAGGGAAGCUUGUGUCUGAUGUCACACAGAAGUCAACAGUCAGCGAGCUGCUGACAAACCUCAUCAAAGGGAAUCUGCUUCCCUCAGCUCUCAUCUGGAUAACUUCCCGACCUGCAGCAGCCAAUCAGAUCCCUCCGAUAUGUGUUGACAGGGUGACAGAAGUACGAGGCUUCACUGAUGCCCAGAAGGAGGAGUACUUCAGGAGGAGAUUCAGUAAUGAAGAGGUGUCCAGCAGAUUCAUCUCCCACAUGAAGACAUCCAGGAGCCUUCACGUCAUGUGUAGAAUCCCAGUCUUCUGCUGGAUCACUGCUACAGUCCUAGAGCACAUGUUGACUACAGAGCAGAGAGGAGAUCUGCCCAAGACCCUGACUGACAUGUACUCACACUUCUUGCUCGUUCAGACAAAGAGACAGCACAAGUACCAUGAGGGAUAUGAGACGAGUCCACAAGAGCUGACAGAGGCUGACAGUGAAGUUCUUCUGAAGCUGGGGAGGCUGGCCUUUGAAAAUCUUGAGAAAGGAAACAUCAUGUUCUACCAAGAAGACCUGGAGCAGUGUGGUCUGGAUGUCACAGAGGCCUCAGUGUACUCAGGAGUUUGUACAGAGAUCUUCAAACGAGACUGUGUGAUAUUCCAGAAAUCAGUCUAUUGCUUUGUUCAUCUGAGUAUUCAGGAGUUUUUGGCUGCAGUCCAUAUGUUUCACUGUCAUACUAACAGAAAAACAGAAGUGCUGAAGCAUUUUCUAGGGAAUGGUGAACAUGUUUAUUGUGGUGACAUCUCGUCUUUAGAUGUCUUUCUGAGCAGAGUCAUGCAGAAAUCCCUCCAAAUUAAAAAUGGACACCUGGACCUGUUGGUCCGAUUCCUUUAUGGUCUCUCUCUGGAGUCCAACCAGAGACUCUUACGAGGUCUGCUAGGCGAGACAGAGAGCACUCCAGAAAUUAUACAGCGAAUAAUCAGCAACCUUUGCAAGAUAACCAAUGAGAAUACCUCUCCUGACAGAUGUAUCAACAUCUUCCAUUGUCUGAUGGAAAUGAAUGAACUCACGGUACAUCAGGAGAUCUUGGAGUUUCUGAAGUGCAAAAACAGAUCAGAGAAGGAGCUCUCUGAGAUCCACUGCUCAGCUCUGGCCUACAUGCUGCAGAUGUCAGAGGUUUUGGAUGAGUUUGUCCUGAAGAAGUAUAACACAUCGGAUGAGGGACGAAGGAGACUGAUUCCUGCUGUGAGGAACUGUAGAAAGGCUCAACUUUCUGGCUGUAAACUGUCAGAGACUCACUAUGAAAUCGUGGCCUCAGCUCUCAUGUCCAACCCCUCCCAUCUGACAGAGCUGAACCUGAAUGGAAACAACCUGCAGGAUUUAGAGUCAAAAAACCUUUUUGCUGCUCUGGAGAGUCCAAACUGCAGACUGGAGACUCUGAGUUUGGAGAGCUGCAGUUUGUCAGCAAUCAGCCAUGUUGCUCUAUUCUCUGCUCUGAAAUCAAACCCCUACCAUCUGAAAGAUCUGGACCUGAGCUACAACAACAACCUGGAUGAUUCAGGACUGAAACAGCUGUGUUGUUUUCUGGAAAGUCCACACUGUAGACUGGAGUCUCUGAGAUUGGAGCUCAGCGGUUUGUCACCGAAAAGCAGUGUUGCUCUGGUCUCAGCUCUGAAGUCUAACCCCUCCCAUUUGAAAAAAUUGGACCUAGCUUUUAAUGACCUGCAGGAUUCAGGCGUGAAACAACUAUAUGGUUUUCUGGAGAGUUCAAACUGUAGACUGGACACUCUGAGAUUGGAGCUCUGCAGUUUUUCAGAGAUUGGCUGUGCUUCUCUGGUUUCUGCUCUUAAAUCCAAUCCCUCCCAUCUGAAACAUCUGGACUUGGGUGGAAACACGAUUCAGGAUUCAGGAGUGAAGCAGCUGUGUGGUUUUCUGGAGAUUCCUCUAUGUAGAUUGGAGACUCUGAUUCUGUGGUGCUGCAGUUUGUCAGAGAUCAGCUGUGCUACUCUGGUCUCUGCUUUAAGGGCCAACCCCUCCAAUCUGAAAUAUCUGGACUUGGGUGUAAAUAAGCUGCAGGAUUCAGGAGUGAAGCAUCUCUGUGGUUUUCUGGAGAUUCCUCUCUGUAGACUGGAGACUCUGAGUCUGAGGAGCUGCAAUUUGUCAGUGAUCAGCUGUGCUGCACUGGUUUCUGCUCUGAGGUCCAGUCCUUCACAUCUAAGAAUACUAAACCUGAGUGACAACAACCUGCAGGAUUCAGACAUUAAGCAACUCUCUAAACUUGUAAGGAGUCUACAGUAUAAACUGGAUACCCCAAGCUGGGAAUGAUGAUCUUGGCAAUGGUGACAGUGUAUGUGAGUGGAUGAGCUGUGUCCUGAUCAUCCCGAGAGACUGAAGCAGCAGCAACGUGUGCGUUACUGGGAGGUGAAAUGGACAGUUAAGCUUCAUCCAAAGAGAAGAAGUCUAGAUGAC